AACGCGAGUCUAAUUAACAUUAUGAGUAAACAUAACAUCCGAGUUAUCCAUGUUAUCCGCAAAGAUACUCCGUAGACUACCUACAAUGGGUGGCAUUACGGAGUGUAUACAUAUGUAUAUUUGGAGCUUUAUAACCGCUGUAGAGGGACCUAUAUUUUAUUGUAAGCCUCCUUAAAAUAAAUAUUAGCUCCCUCUCUACACUCGGUGGGCUUGACAUUGCCGGCAGAGAGGUGAAUGUUGGCCGUACCAGGACUCAGACCACGGAUGCGAGAAUCGUAGUACGUAAUGCUAACCACUCGAGACGUGAGUUGGUCGAAUAGAACACUACUGAGGAUUACUUAUUGGAUUAUUCCAAAGAAGCAUAUAGUGCACACCUGUUUGCAGGGCAGUAUACAACAAGAAAAAUAGCAUAAGAUAAAGGGGCGACGUCAGCUGUUUGGGGUCUAAUUGAAUAUGUCUUGUUCUUCGUUGUUCUUUUAGCGAAUACAGCUCAAGCUGAAGUAUUCUGUAGACUCUUGCUUUACUUUUAAAAAUGUUUGGGUAUUUUCUUACAUACUUUACAUACUUGGUGAUUCUUGCACCUGUGCAAAACCUCAGCUGCACUCAAAAUGAAACCUAUUAUGAUUUGCCACGGUUUUGGACAAAUACAGGGUUUUGCCCGGCAGGUGAAAUCGGAAGUGAAAAUUUGAGGGCUACUUUGCUUUCUGACGAAGUACAAAUGAAUUUAAUAUACAUAGCAGCACUUCCAACCAAUGCAUUCACACACGUACGCAUCCACUGGUUGUUGAAACUGAUCAAAUUUGUACAGUAUACUCCAUCUGGAGUGCCUAUUUACGAUUUCACUUCUUUGGAUACAUUUUUAAUGAAUUUAAAUGACAUCGGCUUGUACCCUGUUAUUGAAUUCAUGACUGAUCUGGAUGGAAUUUUGUUUAAUAAUUUGGAUAGUGCUGACUUCUUAUGGCAGGAUUUCAGUUAUCAAGUCGCUGGGCAUUAUCUAAAUUUAUUAGGUCCACACAAUCUCCGGAAGUGGCGGUUUGAAACAUGGAAUGAGCCUGAUAUACCCAAUUACAAUAGGUUAAAUUUUACUGCGGAAGGUUUUAUCAAAUAUGUGCUAGCUUUACGGAGGGGUUUAAAAGCUGUCGGUAGAAAUCAAAGCGAAGCGCUUAACUUCUCAUUGCGAGGACCUGCAGGCUUAUUUAAAUCAAAAAGAAAGCAUCCAUUAUGCUGGGCAUUGCUUCAGUCUUGCGAUUCUCAAAUAAAUCAAUGUCCAAUAGAUGUUCUCACUUUCCAUCGAAAGGGUCAAGGACUCGCUACAGAAGUGUUGAAAGAAUCGGCUAUAUUGUUGGAAAGUAUUUACAGAAAAUAUCCAAAUAUCAAAACGAUCCCAAUUGCUAAUGAUGAAGCAGAUCCUAUUGCUGGAUGGUCCACUCCUCAUGAUUAUUAUGAAGACGUCCGAUAUGCUGCGCAACUUGUAUACAUAGUAUUUCUGCACUGGCACGCUAAAUUGCAUAGUGCAGAGUUUCAAUAUUUAGAAUCUAUUAGUCAUGAUAAUGCCUUCAUUAGUUAUCAUCCUCAUGAAUUUUCGCAGCGAACCCUUCUGGCACAUUUCCGGAUGAACAAAUCUGAACCGUUGCACUCACAGUUCAUACAAAAGCCAGUAUAUGCUGCCUUGGGCAUGUUGUCUAAACUGGCACCUCUCGCAGCCGAUAUUGAAACUAUCUCAUUAGGAAAUUCCACUGAUGCACUAUGGCUCUUAAAAACAUGCUCCACCGAUAAUAAUCCCUUGUACUUGAGUUGGUUGCUUCUACCAAGGGAGAACGCAACAAAUUUAGGAAAUUUUAUCUUUCAUCACCAACUUUCCUUCGUUCCCCGUCCUAAAGAAAUCUUUGCAUAUAUCAUAGAAAUUUUAGAACAGAGAAAAACUGAUCCAGCAUACAUUUGGCGUACACAAACAGGUGCAACACCUUUUCCUAAUGCCCAAGAGCGCGAUGCAAUGCGACGAGUCCAAGCUUCUCGAUUACAAGCCUCUGGUAUCUUAUUAUCAUCCGAACUAAUUUUAAACACCACGGAUUUAAAACUUCCAUGGAUCGCCUUAUUUCGUGUGUGCUCGAGUUUUUCGUCUGUUCUUAAGCAGCCUGAUCAAGUUAUAAUUACAAGAAUUACCAUUGGGGAAGUAUUUAUAUCUUGGCGCGAAGCUACGGACACUGUUCACUGCCUUAAAACCUAUGAAAUCUGGUUUCAACCAGAACAAACCACUGAAUGGAGGUAUAUAAGUGAAAAUUGGCACUUACCAUAUCCAUCCUUUCAAUACGCGCCCCCUGAUUCUAGUGUUAGUGGUUUCUAUAAGAUACGAGGUGUGGAUUUAUUUAAUGGAAGGAGCAAAUUCUCUACGCCAGUUGAAUACAUUGAAACAAAAAAGUAAGACUUCGUUAUGUGAAUACAAAAUUACUUUGUUUACAAGAUGACUUGAUACAACGGUCUUUAAAAUACUGUGCUCAUUCGUGUACCAAAAGUGUAUUGGAAAAUGAAAAAUAAAAA
Molecule: messenger RNA, 2538 nt
Organism: Ceratitis capitata (Mediterranean fruit fly)
Lineage: Eukaryota; Metazoa; Arthropoda; Insecta; Diptera; Tephritidae
Product: alpha-L-iduronidase
Exons: 5
Coding region: 533-2422 (629 amino acids)
Molecular function (GO): L-iduronidase activity
Source: RefSeq, a predicted model, not a curated record